Aspergillus clavatus NRRL 1 is the source of this 1488-nucleotide messenger RNA. RefSeq names its product putative nucleoporin. Gene Ontology annotation, cellular component: nuclear pore central transport channel; nuclear pore. The transcript has 3 exons. Gene Ontology annotation, molecular function: structural constituent of nuclear pore. NCBI's taxonomy places the organism in Eukaryota, Fungi, Ascomycota, Eurotiomycetes, Eurotiales, Aspergillaceae. The record is from RefSeq and is a predicted model, not a curated record. Gene Ontology annotation, biological process: protein localization to nuclear inner membrane; NLS-bearing protein import into nucleus; nuclear pore organization. The coding region runs from base 1 to 1488 and encodes 495 amino acids.
AUGUCUCUCUUUGGCCAAACUCAGCAACAGUCGGGUGGACUGUUUGGGUCCGCUACGCCUACCGCAAAUAAGCCCAGCCCCUUUGGCGGCUUCGGCGCGACGACGACGACGACGACGACGACGGCGGGAACGCAGCAAACCCCCGGCGGCGGCCUAUUCGGCGGGGCGCCGACUCAGCAGCCCGCCGCGGGAGGAGGAGGCCUCUUCGGAUCCAAUGCGACGUCGCAACCGCAGCAGACCGGCGGCCUUUUUGGGUCCACGACCACGACGCAGAAUCAGCCUCAGGCCGGCGGGGGCCUGUUUGGAUCGACGGCUCAACAGACACCGCAGGGCGGUGGUCUAUUUGGCGGCGGCCUGGGCCAGACGCAGACACAGCAGCCGCAGCAAGCGGCUGCUGGCGGUGGUGGGUUGUUCGGGUCGACGCUCGGCCAGCAGAAGCCGCAGGGUGGUGGGUUGUUUGGAGGGUUGGGACAGCAGCAGCAGCAACAGCAACCGCAGCAGCAGGGGGGUGGUCUUUUUGGAGGCCUGGGAGCUACUACACAACAGCCGCAGCAGCAACCUCAGCAACAAGGUGGUCUGUUCGGUGGAUCUUUGCUGGGCGGUCAGCAACAGCAGCAACAGGCCCAGCAGCAGCAGCAGCAGCAGCAGUCUCAACUGGGACAGACCACAACACACCAACCCGGGUCUAGCCUCUGGUCGCCAGGCCGCGCCGUCACUGGAGUACAUCGUACUGUGCCCAUGCAGAUUGAGAUCCUGAAGAAUAAGUGGGACACCGGCACCCGCGCGUCGCCGUUCCGGUCUUAUCUGUAUAACUACGUCACAGAGGAUUCCGCACCCUUCUUCCAGCCCACCGCAGAGGACGACGACACAAAGUGGGAGGAGGCGUUACGGAAACGGCCUGGCCCGGGCUACGUGCCCGUGCUGGUGCGAGGCUUCUGGGAACUCGGCAAGCGCGCUCAGAGACAGAAGGACUUCCUGACCAUGGCCCAGACCCGUCUCCACGAGAUCAACAACUGUCUCACCGACUUGCUGUCACGCCACGACCUCAAGAUUUCCGUCAAGAUCGCCGACUGCCGUCGCAAGCAUCUGGUGCUGAGCAAGCGCUGUCUCGCCCUGGCCGCCAAGACCCAGGUGCUCCGGAAUCGAGGGUACGCGAUGGACGAGGCGGAAGAGGAGCUGAGGAAGAAGCUCUCGCAGCUGGAGCGGUCUGUCUUUGACCCUUCGCUUAACGGACGUGCUGAGGAGAUCUGGGCGCGGAUGUUGGCGAUCCGUGAGCACUCGAAACGGCUCCAGGCGGAGAUGGAGCGAGCGGGUGCCACCACGGCGGCUCAGGCUGAAGAUGAGCUGGAUGAGAACACCAUGAAGACGACAAAGAAGAUUCUGGCCGAUUACCAUGCCCAGAUCGAGCACCUGCACAAGGAACUGCAAUCAGUGAAAAAGGACUUCGAAGAGGCGGAGAAGCUGCUGCAGGGGACGGCUUCCCAUUGA